UGUCCUGUCUCUACCUGCCGAACAGAAACACCUUCACUGCCUGCCGCUCUCUGGCCCUAUCGACUCCUGAUCGCACCAAACACCAGAUGGGUUAAGGGAGUCUGUGGAUCAGGGCUACUGGACAGUGCUCCACCCUGCUCCGGCCCAUGUCUCAUCCUACUAGCGUUUCAGAGAAACAGGCAACUGUUUUUAUUCAUACUGUUAGAUAGCAGGAGCUGCCUGAGGUGUUCCUUUGUGAUAGAAGAUCGAGCAUUGCACUAUCAGACUGAUAGUGUGGGGCUGCUAGUGGGUGUGUUACCCACAGGACACUGGCUCAGGUCACAGUGUGGCUUGAUCUCAGACAUGGCCAGGAUGAAUCGACCGGCCCCUGUUGAAGUCUGCUUCAAAAACAUGCGCUUUCUGAUCACACACAACCCCACCAAUGCCACUCUGAGCUCCUUUAUAGAGGAUCUGAAGAAGUAUGGUGCAACUACAGUGGUGCGAGUGUGUGAAGUAACAUAUGACAAGACACCACUGGAGAAAGAUGGCAUCACGGUCAUGGACUGGCCAUUUGAUGAUGGAGCUCCUCCUCCCACAAAGAUUGUGGAUGACUGGCUAUCGCUGCUGAAGAAUAAGUUUUGUGAGGACCCCGGGAGCUGUGUGGCUGUUCACUGUGUGGCUGGACUUGGCCGAGCUCCAGUUCUUGUGGCCCUGGCACUGAUCGAGUGUGGAAUGAAGUAUGAGGAUGCAAUUCAGUUCAUCAGACAAAAACGUCGGGGUGCCAUAAACAGCAAGCAGCUGACCUACCUAGAGAAGUACAGGCCUAAGCAGAGACUGCGCUUCAAAGACCCACACAACCACAAGAACAAGUGCUGCCUCAUGUGAACGAGUCUCAGCCCAUCUGCCACUGAAGGAAUGAAUUAAUUUGUGGGUGAAACAGGACUAAUUCCACAAACCUCAUGCAUUUGAAUUGUUUCACUUUUACUAUUUGGAUGGACUUGACCCCGCUUUAAUCUAUGUGAGACCCCUAAGUGUAAGGGCUUCGUGAACUCAGGGCUGUGAAAAACAAGCCUUUUGAUAUUGAUCCUAAGUGUCUCACAGACGGUAUUACAUGUAUAUUCGUGCACACACACACACACACACACACACACACACACACACACAAACACAAAUACAUGCAGUAUGUAAACAACCAGCAAGAUCUUCAGCACACAAUCCAAAGAUAAUCUUUGCUUCCUUUGGACAAACAUGAUUUAAUUUAUGGAAGACUGCUACCAAAAUUGCUUGUUUAUAUUGUAUCUUAUUAAUCAUGUAUAGGUUUAAUUAAAGCACAGCAUUUCUCUUUUCUUUUCUUUUAUGUAAUUUUAUUUCCAGACUUGGGUUUCUAGUCCCACUUUUCUGAACCUGAUUUUGGCAAAGAAUGAUUUAUUUGUGGUGGCUAGUGGCUGUUUUUUUUUUUUUUUUUUUACUAGAGCUAUAUUUUACAUUGUGAUGUGAACUACUUUGGGAUUAGAACACUGCACUAUUAGAACUUUGUAUAAGAGUACGCUGGAUAGAUGGUAAGAAGCACACUUUAUUGGCUAGUUUUCAAUAGGACACCAGUUAAAAGCUUAAUUUCAGCCCUGCUUGUGGCUUCCCAUUUUGUUUAUUAUGUAAAGGUGAUGUACUGCAAGUGUCUUUGCAACUCACUGUUUGAAAAAUUGUGCUACCAUGGAAAUAGGAAACAAGUCAAACCAGAAAUGUGUAUUAGGACAAAAAUCUUUUGGGUCUUAAUGAUCUUGGUACUGAGGUACUUCACAUUCUGGAAUACGAGUUAAAAAUGUGAUUUAAUAUUUUUUCUGCCUUCUAAAUCAGAGGCACAUCCAAUUUUGUUUAUGGUCAUUGCUAUUGAAGUAAUAAAGUAAUUUUUUAAAAA
Messenger RNA from Silurus meridionalis, 1894 nucleotides. It is a transcript of the gene ptp4a3b, whose product is annotated as protein tyrosine phosphatase 4A3b. Lineage: Eukaryota; Metazoa; Chordata; Actinopteri; Siluriformes; Siluridae. The record is from RefSeq and is a predicted model, not a curated record. Gene Ontology annotation, cellular component: nucleus. Gene Ontology annotation, biological process: protein dephosphorylation. Bases 343 to 864 code for a protein of 173 amino acids. Gene Ontology annotation, molecular function: protein tyrosine phosphatase activity. The transcript has 5 exons.